GUAAUUUACAGAAAAAAACUUACUUUCUAUAGAUCUAGAUAGGAUGAUUUGUCUAUGGACCAGUGCACCAUGUUUAAGCUGGUACUGACGUUUUUUUCUCUACUGGCGAGUUUCUGGUCGGUGCAUGGCGGAGACUCUCUACAAAUGACGAACCUGGACAACGGCACUUUUCAACAUCAAACCAAACGAAGCUCAUCGCAGUAUAGCGCCUCUUACACUGAUGAGAUUAGACAUCCAAUGUUUGAUGGUAAAGAAAUUCACAUCGAGGCAACUGUUAAAACAACGGACAGCAGAUUGACUAUUGAACUGUGUGAAAAACAAAACUGUCUUGUGGACAUCGAAUUUCAAGCCGAUAUUCGUUUUAACAUUAGGACACUCGUCAUGAAUUAUAAGAGAAACUUACAAUUUGGACAAGCAACUACAAGAGAGGGAAUACCAUUGACAUCUGAAGGUCCAAUUCAAAUAAAAAUAGUAAUAAACCCCCAAGAAUUCAAGAUCUAUCUCAACAACACAUCGUAUACUUUUACAACAGUGGUUAGAUUGACAAAGUUAUGGUAUAUAAGGAUUCGUGGGACGCCUCAAAUUAAUUGGAUCUUGUAUUCAUACAAGCGACCACCAAAGAUGGUUCGCUUUAACCAACAACUUGACGACAAAAGGAUCAUAAUAACUGGCACUCCUACUGAAUCAUUUACAAUCAACCUAAAGAAUUGGAAUCAACAUGCAAAUCAUUCAAAUUGUGAACAUGGAAUCGUCGCUUUUCAUAUGAGUGUUAGGUUUUGGUAUUGGGAUAAGCAUGUAGUCUUUGAUUCUAAGCCCUUGGGUGAUUCGUGGAAAAUCAAUCGCAAACUCGGACGUUUUCCAUUUGCAAAGCAUGUUCAAUUUAAGUUACAAAUCACAAUACGCAGAAAUAGAUAUGAGCUUCUCUUUGGCGAUGGCAGUGUUCACAACUGGAAUCUCGCAAAUGAAAACGUAGAUAUGUUGUGCAUUAACGGUGAUCUGACAGUCCACAACAUUCUGACAACAUAAAAAUCACUGUAUUAACUUCAAGCACAGCGCAGGAGAGAGCCGCCUUUUAAAGAAAUUUAAACAUGAAAUCCUGACACGUUUUUUAAACGCUUCAGAGUGUUAAAUAAAUCAAUACUAGCAUAUAGUAUAGAGACACUAUGUAAUGUCAAUUUUUAAAAUAUUUUAAAAUGCAAUUGUUUUUAAAAAGCAAUCACCAGUUCCUAAUAAUCUUUCAACCAAACGUUUCUUUUGUUUUAAGCAUUGACUGUGGAACAUCGGAUUAGAAAUCAUAUCACCGUGCAAAAGAAGUAAAUGUACACACUAAUAUUUAUUUAUUUAUAAAUUUAUUUAUUUAUAAAUUAUAUAUUUAUUUUAUUUAUUGAUCUAUUUUUUUUUAAUUUAUUUGUUCAUUUUUAAUUCAC
Physella acuta is the source of this 1427-nucleotide messenger RNA. RefSeq lists its product as uncharacterized. The record is from RefSeq and is a predicted model, not a curated record. Gene Ontology annotation, molecular function: carbohydrate binding. Lineage: Eukaryota; Metazoa; Mollusca; Gastropoda; Physidae.